AUGAAGUGGGUUCUCGUACUGUGUGCCCUGGUGGCCCUUUCCGAGUGCAUUCUCAGGGUCCCCCUGAUCAAGGGCAAGACUGCCCGGCAAGCCCUGCGGGAGAGGGGUCUUUGGGAGGAGUACAGGAAGAGGCACCCCUACAACCCUAUGGUCAAAUUUGACCCCCGUUUUGCUGUUGGCAACGAGCCUAUGACUAACGAUGCUGAUCUGUCCUACUAUGGCGUCAUCUCCAUUGGGACUCCGCCCCAGUCCUUUAGGGUCAUCUUUGACACUGGCUCAUCCAACCUGUGGGUGCCCUCCAACUUGUGCAGCAGUGAGGCAUGCCAAAACCACAACCAAUUCAUCCCCGCGGAUUCCACCACCUUCGUAUCCACCAAUCAGUCCCUCUCUACCCAGUAUGGCACCGGCAGCAUGACUGGGGUUCUGGGAUACGACACUGUCCAGGUGGGUGGCAUCCAAGUCACCAACCAGAUCUUUGGUCUGAGCGAGACCGAGGCCCCCUUCAUGGCCUACAUGGAGGCCGACGGCAUCCUGGGGCUGGCCUACCCCUCCAUCUCCGCUGACGGGGCCACGCCCGUCUUUGACAACAUGAUGAGCGAGGGGCUGGUGUCCCAGAGCCUGUUCUCCGUCCACCUGAGCAGCAACUCUGAGGCGGGCAGCGUGGUGACCUUCGGCGGGAUUGACCAUUCUUAUUACACUGGAAGCAUCCAGUGGAUCCCCCUGUCCUCUGAGACCUACUGGCAGAUCAGCAUGGACAGCGUCACCAUCAAUGGAAACGUAGUCGCUUGCGCGGGCGGCUGCCAGGCCAUCAUAGACACUGGCACCUCCCUCCUUGUUGGACCCGGCAGUGACAUCAGCAACAUGAACGCCUGGGUGGGAGCCUACACCGACCAGUAUGGCGAUGUCAUUGUGAGCUGUAGCAACAUCAACCGUAUGCCUGACAUCAGUUUCAACAUCAACGGGUACUCCUUCACCGUCCCUGCCUCCGCCUACGUGUCACAGGAUGGGUCUAGCUGCACCACUGGUUUUGGGGGUGAUGGCAAUUACCAGCUCUGGAUCCUAGGGGAUGUCUUCAUCAGACAUUUCUACACGAUUUUUGACAGGGGCAACAACAUGAUUGGUCUUGCACAGUCUGUUUAA
Megalops cyprinoides (Indo-Pacific tarpon) is the source of this 1140-nucleotide messenger RNA. RefSeq names its product pepsin A-like. Gene Ontology annotation, molecular function: aspartic-type endopeptidase activity. NCBI's taxonomy places the organism in Eukaryota, Metazoa, Chordata, Actinopteri, Elopiformes, Megalopidae. The record is from RefSeq and is a predicted model, not a curated record. Gene Ontology annotation, biological process: proteolysis. The coding region runs from base 1 to 1140 and encodes 379 amino acids. The transcript is spliced from 9 exons.